Caenorhabditis elegans is the source of this 1376-nucleotide messenger RNA. RefSeq names its product Chromo domain-containing protein (gene cec-5). Bases 9 to 1133 code for a protein of 374 amino acids. The record is from RefSeq and is marked reviewed. The transcript is spliced from 5 exons. Lineage: Eukaryota; Metazoa; Nematoda; Chromadorea; Rhabditida; Rhabditidae. Gene Ontology annotation, biological process: chromosome attachment to the nuclear envelope.
GUUUCGAAAUGGCAAAGAAAUCAUCCGGUAGUGCACCAUCUCGUGCUUCUGGAAGAUCAGGAAAGCAAACCACUCACUUCCAGGUUGUGCACGAUGCCACGAAACACCGGGCAAAGCGUAGCAAAUCGUCUAAAUCUGGAGACUCGAAGAGCUCUUCUCAGGACGCUUCAGUCAAGAAGAUUCUUGAUCACAAACUAUUCAACACGCACUACGUUGAAUAUAAUGUCCUCCUUUCAAAUGGCAGGAAAAUGAUGGCCACUGAGUUCGAUUUUGAGGGCAAAAAGGAGCAGAAACUAUUGGCCGAUUACAAGUAUAAGAUCACCAACCAAGAUGAUGAUCCAGAUGAGGAUUUUGCUGUCGAGAAAAUCAUUGCUCACCGCUUCAGCGGAAAGAAGAACAAGCCACUGUUUUUGGUCAUGUGGCGUGGAUACCCAAACCCGGUGUCUCACUCGGAGAUGUGGGAGAAUGAGUUGUCGAACUGCAAAGAUCUUCUUGAAGCCUACAAAGAUUCUCAUGACAUGAAACCACCACCGGUCAAGAAGUCUAACAAGAAGAAGGGAAGCAAGAAAUCGCCGAAAAAGUCCGCUAAAUCGAAGGAUGAUGACUCUUCCGACGAAGAGGAAGAAGAGGAAGUCAAAGAGAAAUCUCCAAAGAAAUCCUCGAAAUCCACAAAGAGAGCUGCUUCUGAUGAUGAUGAAGAAGAGGAGCCUGUUGCUACAAAGAAGUCGAAGAAAUCGAAGCGUGCUGAGACUCCUGAGGAAGAAGACGACGAAGAAGAAGAGGUUGUUAAGACUCCGAAGAAGACGAAGAAAUCGAAGCGUGCUGAGACUCCUGAGGAAGAAGACGAAGUAGAAGAAGAGGUUGUUAAGACUCCAAAAAAGUCGAAGUCUUCGAAGAGUCCAAAGAAGUCGAAACGCGCUGAAACCUCCGACGAGGAAGACGAGGAUGAGGAAGAUGAGAAAGAAGCACCUAAAUCGAGCAAGAAACAGGAAAAGGCCAAAUCAAGCAAACGUGUUGCUGAAGAUUCAGGAAAUGAAGAAGAAGAUCAAGACAAUACUAGUGGAAGUGGCAGCGAGGGUGAAGAAGAAGAAGAAGAAGCAUCGUCCAACGGAAAGAGAAAGUCUAGACAUUAGGCAAAUAUUUCAACGACCGUUUUAAAUAUUUUAUUUUAUUUUUCCCCAUUCUGUAACGUUCCACAUUUUCACUCAAAAUCUCUUAAUUCUUUUCGUUCUGCUCAUUUAAUCCCCCACACUGUCUUUACAAAUGCAUUUGAGUUUCUCAAAAUCUCAAUGUAUUCCGAUUCUAAUGUUUUAUUUUAAUCAUGCUGUCUUCAAUUAUCUGUUGUUAACAUAUAAUAUUCACCAAUGAAGAAGAUC